Messenger RNA from Ruditapes philippinarum (Manila clam), 1326 nucleotides. RefSeq lists its product as uncharacterized. The transcript is spliced from 2 exons. The record is from RefSeq and is a predicted model, not a curated record. NCBI's taxonomy places the organism in Eukaryota, Metazoa, Mollusca, Bivalvia, Venerida, Veneridae. Gene Ontology annotation, molecular function: nucleic acid binding; zinc ion binding. The annotation marks the transcript as partial.
CUUGAUUGGAUUAAAAAUGAGAUUGCCAGAGGCAAAUUACAUAAUGCACCCCCUAUUAUUUAUGACCUGUCAAUAAAACUGUGCAACAUCCCUCGGGGAGACAGGUUAGAUAAAAUCAAUAAGUGUAAAAAGUCUGUAGGUGUAACAUGUUUCAAGUGUGGAAAACCAAACCAUUUUGCAAAACUGUGUAAAAGUAAAAGUGUAAAUUUCUUAGAAACAGAUAAUUUUGAUGGAUAUAGCAGUGAGGAAAUAUACGCCAUUUCUGGUAAGAAUGCUGCCACUCUCCAAAUUGUCCUUGAAAAUAAAAAAGUUGAUGUUUUAAUUGAUAGUGGGUCAUCUGUCAAUAUAAUUGAUGAGCAUUUGUUUGGUAAACUUAAACAUAAACACACUCGCCUACUUCCCACAAGUUCUAAGGUAUAUCCUUAUGGUAUCAAAACACCAAUCAAACUUAUUGGUAUGGCAUAUCUCAACAUAAGGGUAAAUAAUGAAACACACAGUGUCGAGUUUCAAAUUCUCAAAGGUACAGGCAAACCACUUUUAGGCCAUGAAACUGCUUUAAAGUUGGGUUUACUUCAUAUUGGCCCAUUGCCGCCUGGGAAAAUUCAUUCUCUUGAACCAGCACAAAUUAAAUUAGGUCAAAAGCAAACAACAGAAUCUAUUUUGUCUGAAUAUGAUGAUAGAUUUCAAGGAUUGGGAAGAAUUAAAGAUUUUAAAUUGAAACUUUACAUUGAUGAAUCUGUUCAGCCAGUAGCACAAAAUGUCAGAAGAAUUCCAUUUAAAAUGAAAAAAUUAGUUGAGAAAAAGAUAGACGAGUUAGAAAAACUUGAUAUUAUUGAAAAGGUAGAGGGUCCGACUCCCUGGGUGUCCAAUUUAGUUCCCAUCCCAAAACAAAAUAAUGAUGUAAGACUUUGCGUUGACAUGAGAAUGGCAAAUAAAGCUAUAUUGAGGGAAAGAUUUCCUAUGCCAAACAUAGAGGAGGUUUUGAUGCAGAUGAAUGGAUCUGUAAUAUUUUCAAAAUUAGAUCUAAAACAAUCUUUUCAUCAGAUAGAACUAGAUGAAAAAUCAAGAUAUAUUACCACUUUUGUAUGUCACAAGGGUUUAUACCAGUACAAAGUACUAAAUUUUGGUAUUAAUAUGGCCCCAGAAACACACCAGAGAAUCAUUCAGCAAUUGCUUCAAGAUAUUCCAAAUUGUCAAAAUAUUGCUGAUGACAUAAUUAUUUAUGCAGACUCUGUUGAAAAACAUAAUAAAGCCCUUGUCCAUGUCUUACAAAGGUUGUGUGAAAAGAAUCUGACUCUGAACCGUGACAAAUGUGAGUUUUGUUAA